Ceratitis capitata (Mediterranean fruit fly) is the source of this 2660-nucleotide messenger RNA. RefSeq names its product nuclear RNA export factor 1 (gene sbr). Gene Ontology annotation, molecular function: protein binding; RNA binding. The transcript has 11 exons. Gene Ontology annotation, biological process: poly(A)+ mRNA export from nucleus. Lineage: Eukaryota; Metazoa; Arthropoda; Insecta; Diptera; Tephritidae. The record is from RefSeq and is a predicted model, not a curated record. The coding region runs from base 177 to 2102 and encodes 641 amino acids. Gene Ontology annotation, cellular component: cytoplasm; nucleus.
UUAUUUCACAAACUAGAAAAAGUUGUAGAAAGGAGAAGGAAAACUUCAUUUUGCAAAAUUUUUGCAUUGUUUUCUUAAAAUUUAAUUAAAUUAUUACGCACAUUUGUGCAAUUUAUGAAAAGUGCAACAAUUAAAAUAUUCUACUUAAGCAAAAACUAAAAAAAAAGUCUAAUAAAAUGCCAAAACGUGGGGGACGUAAUGGACCAAGUGGUUCACGUUUCGUAGCAUUCAAUGAUUUGGAAGAACGUGAUGAACGCGAACGUGACCGUGAGCGGGAUAAUCCGCGUAAGGAUCGUAAUACACGUCGUGUCAGCUUUAAACCAUCACUACUACAAUAUUCCGGUGGUAUUAAAAGGCGUAUGGCUGAAAUUGCCAUACGUUCACAUUUGGAAGAUGAUGAAGAUAUGGGCGAUAUGCCCGGCACUUCAAGGCCGGAAAACACACGCAGAAAAGGUUCACCCAUACCGAGGAAAAAAUUUGGAAAUCUGGCGCAUUUAUCAAGAUCACCGCUUGGUUGGUAUCAAAUUUCGAUUAACAACGGUCAACGCUAUGCACGCGACGAGCUAGUGAGCGUCUUGCAACGCGCCAUCUCGCCCGAACAGCUCAUACCGCUCUACUGGCGCUCAGAGAAGAGUUUCAUCAGCUUCUAUGUGGACGAUCAUAGAGUUGCCGAACGUUUGGAUGGUCUCGAUCGGGCGCUGCAAAUGCCCGAUGGCUUUAGACCGUAUUUGCGUAUACGUGCGGCCUGUCCGCAGGUGCCAGUCAAUGACGAGCUAAGGGCACGCAUGCAAGUGGUCAUGGCAAAGCGUUAUAAUGCACAAACUAAGGCGUUGGACAUGUCCAGCUUCCAUACAGAUCCUGAUUUUAAGGGUAUCUUUUGCGGUCUCUUCCGUUCGCCCAUCAUGGCUGCUGCUGUGGAGAUAAUGGAGAAGAAUAUACCCGAUUUGGUGGCGUUAAAUUUGAAUAACAACAACAUUUCGUCCAUGGAGGCGUUCAAAAAUGCACACACACGCCUGCCGAAUCUGCGCAUACUCCACUUGGCCGAUAACAGGAUACCCACCGCUACACAUUUAAUUUCACUGCGUCCAGUACCGUUGGUUGAAUUGGUAUUGAAAAAUAAUGGACUCUGCAGCCGCUUCAAAGAUCACUCGCAUUACGUCAGGGAAAUCCAACGUAAAUUUCCGAAAUUGCGUAAAUUGGACGGCGAAGAGCUAACACCCAUGAUACAAUUCGAUGUGGGCGAGGAGGCUACAGCGUUGCCACCGGCGAAAGCCUCAUUCCUUUGCGAUCCGAAUGGCACAGAUAUUAUACGUCAAUUUUUGGAGCAAUACUUUUUGAUAUUCGAUUCGGAUAAUCGCCAGCCAUUGCUCGAUGCUUAUCAUGACCAAGCGAUGCUGUCGUUGAUGGUGCCACCCGCCAGUCAGGUUGGGCGACUUGAGAAAUAUUGGCGCUACAAUCGUGAUUUGCGUCGGCAAAACGUUGAUGAUAAUACAAAGUUUCGUAAUUUGCGUGUCGGUCGCCUGGCGGUGGUUUCAAUGCUUGCUGAAUUGCCGAAAACUAAACAUUUUCCACGCUCUUUCACCGUUGAUUUGACGCUAUUUACGCCGAAAAUGAUCGUAUUCACCGUCGCUGGCAUGUUCAAAGAGUUCGAUCAAGGCUCAGAGGAAUUACGUUAUUUCCAGCGUCAAUAUAUAAUUGUACCAGCGGGUAGUGGUUUCUGCAUACGCAACGAAAUGGUGCUCAUCACAAUAGCAAUGCAGCCACAGAUACGCUUCUUCAAGAAAACAAUCGAACCCUCUAACGCGCCGCAACAGAUCAACCAUGAGGCAGCUGGUCUUUCUAAUAGUCUACAAAAUCGUUUGAGUAUCAAUCAACCCAGCACCUCAACUGUCGCUGCUGCUACACUACAACCGGCGCAAGUGGGCAUUGAUGAGUCAACAAAAAUACAAAUGGUGCAAGCCCUCUGCGCACAAAGCAAUAUGAAUAUCGAGUGGAGCAAGAAAUGUCUGGAGGAAACCAAUUGGGAUUAUAAUCAUGCCGCUUUUGUGUUUGAUAAGCUGCAUAAAGAAAAUAAGAUACCACCGGAGGCCUUUAUUAAAUAGGCAGCCUCCUGCUACUGAGCUGCUUUUCUACGUACAUGUGUACAUAGUAGAGUUAUAAGCAUUUAAAAUAAUUAUUGUUGAAUAUGCUAAUUUUCUCAUAAAUCAAUAUUUCAAUGUUUUUUAAUCAAUGCACGAAAUCAAAGUCUUACAAAAAUACAACGCUCUAGAUUUAUUACGUUUGCACACUUGCAGGCGUUUGAAUUUAUUGUAUUGACUGAAAAUUUAACAGUUUUUCGGUUCUUUUUUAAGCUCACUUAUUGAAUGUUCUUCCGGCGAAGUUGAUAUGUAUGAUUAAACUGUAAGAGAGGAAUAUUAUUUGCUAAUUGUAUUGAAGUAAUUCCUUAAAAAAAAAGAUAGCUAUAAAAUAAAAACAUUUUUAUAGUAAAUAUAAGUUAGAAAAAUAAAAAGAAAAAAUUAUAUUUUUAAUUUACCGAAAACUUCUAGAAAUAAAUGUAAAUAGUGAGUAAUUUUUUUAUGUUUAUGUUCAAUCAGCGUAAAUUUUAAACUAUAUAUCAUUGAAAUAUAAAAAUACUACGUAAAAGAGUCUAUUCAAAAUGA